Molecule: messenger RNA, 1230 nt
Organism: Glarea lozoyensis ATCC 20868
Lineage: Eukaryota; Fungi; Ascomycota; Leotiomycetes; Helotiales; Helotiaceae
Exons: 5
Coding region: 1-1230 (409 amino acids)
Source: RefSeq, a predicted model, not a curated record
AUGCCUGAUUUAGAGACGGGCGAGAUUCCUUCUGAGGACAUGGAGUAUCAAGUUGACAUUCAUAUAUGUAUAGCUGACUCACUGUUAUGGGAUUGGUAUUUGGAGGGCCAACCAUGGAAUCUACCCAGACCCGUACCAGAAGACUUCGGACACAUGGUGCACACCCCCAAACUACCAGACAGCUUGAUGUUUGAUUCACAAACUUUAAAUCAGAUUAAAUUAUCAGAGCUUCCAAGCGCAUAUUCUAACAUGACACGACCGUUGAAGAGCAAAGCAUUGGAGCUUGGUCUUGACUCCAAGGAGUUUCGAAGCCUGUAUCGGAGAGUAUUUCGAGAUGUUGUGAGCAGGGCUCAGGGGUUCGAGUCAAGGGGAUGGUUGAUGUUUCGAACCGAAAGGGAACUGUAUGUGAUCCUUUGUGGGGCGAGAACUCCUGGCUUUCACGGAAUAAACCCACACAUCGCGAUAUACUACGAUUUGACCACCCGUGAUAACACAGCGAAAUAUUUACGAAACACGAUAGGAAAUGAUGACGAAGAGCGUUUCAUGCUCAGAUACGCUAGACCGCCAGGAUCAUAUUCAGAAAACAUUUUCUUUACUUUGUGGAACAAGAUUUUCCGUGAUGGAUGUCCACACCUUCCAGACCGAAGUCUUACACGAUACAAUAUUGACAAGAAGAUCAUAUCCUGCCUCGAAGAUACACGAAAAGAUAUGCCUGGGCAGACUGUAGAAUUCAACAUAUACCGCGCCGAAUUGCAGAUGUGGAAGUAUUACUUUCCAGAUACUGAAUUCCCAGGAGAAAAUCCAUACGUCGAGGAAUUUUAUGAAAUGAUGGGCAUGGAGACUGAAAACAAAGAAGCAGAGCCUGAAGAUGAGGAUCCGCGCCCACGUAGCGUUCAAGCUCACGUAGACAGAGACACAAUUUUGCGAAGAGUUCGUAGACGUAACCGUUCGAUUGAAACCCAGUUCGAGUUCGAUUUGACCGCAAUGCCAGGAGAGUAUAUUGAAGAACGCCCAAAACCUCUCCUCAAACUACCGCUUCAUCGUUCACCUCCUCCUUCAGAUGCUUUUCCACCGCCUCGGGAGCGCGGCACACUAGAUGACGGGAAUUAUGUUGAUUGGAACGAGGCUGUCUUAUUGGAUGAUGGAAAAACUCACUAUGUGGGAGAGAAUAGACAUACAUAUGUGUGGCUGGAUCGGACGAUGCAAGCAUCAGCUCCUGAUAAGAGUUGA